CGCAGUUCAAUGUAGCAUGGUCAGAGACACAUUGACCACAUUUAACAACAGGACGUACAAGACCAAGAUGCCUCUCUCUUGCUACCAAGUUUUGGCUCAGGAUUGCACCAUAGAGCUCAAAUUCAUGGUCCUGCUGAAGAAGGAUCACGCAUCUGAACAAAACCACAUCAAUGUGAAAAUCUCUGACAUGUUGAUAUCCCUGUACACUGAGGACAAUGAUGAGGACAAUGAUGAGGACAAUGAUGAGGACAAUGAUGUGAUAGUGAAGGUCAAUGGAAUGGACCCCUCAGGUUCUAUCAAGAUCAAACGGAAGGGUGAAGGCGUGUCUCUCUAUGCCCCAAGCCACGGUCUCCAAGAAGUCUACUUUGAUAAGGACUCAUGGAAGAUUAAAGUUGUGGACUGGAUGAAGGGACAGACCUGUGGACUCUGUGGAAGGGCUGAUGGCGAAGACAGACAGGAGUACCGUACACCCAGUGGCCGCCUGACCAAGAGCUCAGUCAGCUUUGCCCAUUCCUGGGUGCUUCCUUCUGAGAGCUGUCGUGAUGAGUCUGUAAAAUGCCUCAUGACGUUCGAGUCUGUGAAGCUGGAGAAGCAGGUGAUUGUUGAUGCCCAGGAGUCCAAAUGCUACUCUGUUGAGCCUGUGCUGCGCUGUCUGCCUGGAUGCCUCCCAGUGAGAACCACCCCCAUCACCAUCGGUUUCCACUGGCCUGCCCAUUCCAACCUGAACCGCUCUGAAGGUCUGAGCAGCAUCUAUGAGAAGAGUGUGGACCUGAGCGAGAAGACAGAAGCCCAUGUGGCCUGUCGCUGCUCUGAGCAGUGCAUUUAG
Molecule: messenger RNA, 826 nt
Organism: Salvelinus namaycush (lake trout)
Lineage: Eukaryota; Metazoa; Chordata; Actinopteri; Salmoniformes; Salmonidae
Product: vitellogenin-like
Exons: 7
Coding region: 17-826 (269 amino acids)
Molecular function (GO): lipid carrier activity
Source: RefSeq, a predicted model, not a curated record